Molecule: messenger RNA, 771 nt
Organism: Eremothecium gossypii ATCC 10895
Lineage: Eukaryota; Fungi; Ascomycota; Saccharomycetes; Saccharomycetales; Saccharomycetaceae
Product: alpha/beta hydrolase
Exons: 1
Coding region: 1-771 (256 amino acids)
Cellular component (GO): cytoplasm; nucleus
Source: RefSeq, marked provisional
AUGUCAAAUAGUGCUGACAGAAAGAUACUAGCGCUCCAUGGAUUUGCACAGUCCGAUGCAAUCUUCUGCUCGAAGACUGGCGGUCUUCGCAAGGAGUUGAUUAAACUCGGCUACGAGGUGUGCUAUCCAUGCGGACCGGUAAAACUUAAGCGCAGUGAUGCCAAUUCUUUUCAAGCAGAAACGCCACCAGUGCAAGACAUAGACGUCUACGGGUGGUAUAACGCAAAAGAACAGAACUACUCUAUUGAGACUGCACUUGAAAGCCUGCGUGACUACAUAAUCAAAAAUGGGCCUUUCGUCGGCAUACUUGGCUUCAGCCAAGGCUGUGCGCUUGGGGGAUAUCUGUGUACCGGCAUUAGGGAUAUAUUAGGCUUGACCGAGGAACAACAGCCAGAUCUGGAGUUUUUUAUCGGCUUCUCAGGGUACCGCCUGCCGCCCAAAGAGCUUUACGACAGAUUUGACCAACACCCGCCGACGAUACCAUCGCUCCAUAUAAUGGGGGAACUGGAUACGGUUACGGAGGAAUCUCGUGUCCAGGAGCUCUACGAUUGUUUCCCGAUCGAAUCGCGUACCCUCCUCAAACACGCGGGCGGCCACUUUGUUCCAAACUCGAAGUCCUUUGUAGCCAAGGUAGCCACAUGGAUUAGAGCUUUAAACUAUUUGUCUAGUGCCUCCAUUCCACCAACGCCGAACCCACCACAAAGCGCGGAGGAAACACCUGCGCUCGAGGAUGAGCUUAUGGACAUCAUAGACAGCCUCGGCACAGCCUGA